CCCAGAGAGCGAGGAUCCAGCUGCUGCUUGGAGGUCCCCACCCCAGCCCUCUCUGCACCCCAAGAAGAAUAUAAGUCCCUCUCUGCCCCACACUGCCCCCUUCCCCCUCUGCAGUCCUGUAGCCCGCUGGAGAAAGGCUGGAAGGUGCCCCUUCCACGGGGCUGGGCAGAAGCAGAGAGGAUUCUUCCCGGUCCUGCAGGGAUGUUCGCUGCCGAGGACCUGUAUGACACCCCCGGGGACAGGCUGGACGCUUUCGUGAAGCACAGCCUGCAGCCCCAGGGGGACUGGAAGGACGAAGUGAAGGAUGCCGGGCAGAGAAUCGAGCAGUUCUUGAGGGAUCAGUGCUUCCACGAUGAGCUGAUCCUGGACCAAGAAGUCAGGGUGCUGAAGGUGGUCAAGGGUGGCUCCACAGGGAAGGGGACGACACUGAACUACAGCUCCGACGUGGACCUGGUUCUGUUUCUGAGCUGCUUCUCCAGCUUCCAAGACCAGGCACAGCUCCGAGGAAUCAUCAUCAGCUUCAUGGAGGAGAAACUGGUUCACUGUAGCAGAAGCCUGGCCUACAAAAUCACUGUGACCCCACACAGAGUGGGGACCAGCGCCCCUCGCUCCCUGUCCAUCCAAGUCCAGUCCAGGAAGAACAGCGGAGUCGUCAGGGUGGACUUGCUCCCGGCUUUCGAUGCUCUGGGACCCUUUUGCCCAGACUCUAAACCAGCACAGGAAAUCUAUGAAAAUUUAAUCACCAGCGCCGGCCGCCCUGGGGAGUUCUCGUCAAGCUUCACCGAGCUGCAGAGGCACUUUGUGAAAAGCUGUCCUGCCAAACUGAAGAGCCUCCUGCAGCUGGUAAAGCACUGGUACCAGCAGUACUUGAAACGUAAAUAUCGAGGCAUGGCAUUACCUCCCAAAUAUGCACUGGAGCUACUGACCAUCUAUGCCUGGGAAAUGGGUACAGACAAAAGUGAGAACUUCGAAAUGGAUGAAGGGCUUGUGGCUGUGAUGGAACUGCUCAGAGAUUACAAAGACAUCUGCGUAUACUGGACCAAGUACUAUAAUUUCCAAAAUGAUGUUGUCAGAAACUUUAUCAGACAACAGUUGAAAGAAUGCAGGCCCAUUAUCCUGGACCCAGCUGACCCCACCAACAACCUGGGGAGGCGAAAAAGAUGGGACCUGGUGGCCCAAGAGGCUGCUUACUGCCUGCAGCAAGCUUGCUGCAGGACUGUGGACCCCCGCCAGGGCUGGGACGUACAGCGAGCAAGGGACGUCCUGGUGACAGUGAAACAGACAGGGGAGGAGGCUUGGACACUCUCGGUGAACCCCUACAGCCCCAUCUGGAAGAUGAAGACAGAGAUCAAGAGAAAGUGUGACUUCAGCGGGCAGCAGCGUCUGUCUUUCCAGGAGCCAGGAGGGCAGCGACAACUUCUCAGCAGCCAGCGGACCCUGGCGGAUUAUGGGAUCUUCUCGAAAGUGAGCAUCCGGGUGCUAGAGACCAUCCCUCCUGAGAUCCAGGUCUUCGUGAAGGACUCUAGCGGCCAGAGCAGGCCUUACGCCAUCCACCCCGAUGACACCAUCCGUGACUUGAAAGAGAAGAUUGAGGAAGCCGGAGGACCUCACGUGGAGGAUCAGAUACUGAAGUUCAAGGGUCGGAAACUGUGGAAUCAUCGCAGCCUGGAAGACCUGCAGAUCGAGGACUGUGACACCAUCACGCUCAUUAAGAGAAGCUGAGAUUAUGGCGACUAUGCCAGGACAGGCAACCUGUAUUGGGUGCCCGUGGUCAGGUUGCCCAUGACGGUCCUACGGUCCCGUUCCCUGCCCCUGCCCCUCUCUAGCCAGACACUGUGCUCUUUGUGAAGCAUAAAUAUGAACAUACCCUCUCCCUUGCUUGAAGUCCUCUGAUGGCUCCCCAUUGCCCACAGAAUAAAGUUCAAGCUCCUGUGCUUGGCAUUCGG
Messenger RNA from Propithecus coquereli (Coquerel's sifaka), 1946 nucleotides. Its product is annotated as 2'-5'-oligoadenylate synthase-like protein 2. The coding region runs from base 202 to 1722 and encodes 506 amino acids. Gene Ontology annotation, biological process: regulation of ribonuclease activity; defense response to virus; negative regulation of viral genome replication. The transcript is spliced from 6 exons. Gene Ontology annotation, molecular function: double-stranded RNA binding; 2'-5'-oligoadenylate synthetase activity; protein binding. The record is from RefSeq and is a predicted model, not a curated record. Lineage: Eukaryota; Metazoa; Chordata; Mammalia; Primates; Indriidae. Gene Ontology annotation, cellular component: membrane; cytosol; nucleoplasm.